Akanthomyces muscarius is the source of this 270-nucleotide messenger RNA. RefSeq lists its product as uncharacterized. NCBI's taxonomy places the organism in Eukaryota, Fungi, Ascomycota, Sordariomycetes, Hypocreales, Cordycipitaceae. The coding region runs from base 1 to 270 and encodes 89 amino acids. The transcript is spliced from 2 exons. The record is from RefSeq and is a predicted model, not a curated record.
AUGGAGAGGAUAGGUGCGAAUACCGUCAGAGCACCCGAGGAAAUACAACGGGAUAUUCCAUCACGGCCUUUGUGCAAAAAAAAAAAAGAAAAGGAAAUAAUUUCAAAAUGUCUCACAACCCGACGCGCAAGGGAGACGCAGCCCGGAAAGCUGGUCUCGCAUGGUGCCGCAUACAGUGUCAGCACAGUGUACAUAUCUGCGCACACGGUACCUCGCGGUGCCAGUAACUCUGUGGUCCGCACGGAGGCCAGUCAGUACCUGAUUAGUUAG